AUGGAGUCUAUUUGCACCGGACAUCAGCCAAGCAGCUAUGUCUUUAUGGGGGCUGCUGAUUACCCAUUUUGGGAACCAGGGGAACCGUGGGAGGGUUAUCUUGAGUCGUGCAACCCCGAGCACCCCGAGUUUCCAAAGCAUUUCGAAGGCACCUCGCCUGAAUCUUCCUUUGAUGGAGCCAUUGUCUGGGCCGAUGGCUGCUCACCGUCGCAGCCAUGUUGCACGCACAGCCCCGUGUCGCCCACGGCCCCCUCGCCGUCGUCGGCACCAGAGAUAUUCGCUCCGCAACGGACCGAAUCUCGCCAGGCACAAACAUUAGAAGCUCCAGCUGUCAUUCAAGACCCAAGCACGAGCACGAGCACAGGACGAAAGCGAAGACGGCCCCAAAGUCCUGCAGAAUCAACCCGUGACGUCGACUCGAGACCAAAGCGGCCUUGUGUCUCCCGAUCAACCUCGUUCUCCUCGUCUCCCUCCGCCCUCGACCCCAAGACCAGGGAAAGGGACAAAGAGGACAUGUACCUGGAGCGCAGCCGCGCUGCAUCCAACAAGUUCCGCGAACGCAAGCGCCACGAGAUCGCCCAGCUUGAGUCGGAAGAAUACACCAUUGAAGACGCGAACCGUCAGCUCCGCAGCAUGCUCGACGCGCUGACGAGCGAGAUUCUCUCCCUCAAGAUGCAGCUGCUUCAGCACACAGACUGCAAUUGCGAGCUGAUCCAAGCCUACAUCAGCAAGGAGGCACAUCACUUCGUCAAGAGCCUACAGGGAGUUGCCACGGGGUAG
Molecule: messenger RNA, 780 nt
Organism: Metarhizium album ARSEF 1941
Lineage: Eukaryota; Fungi; Ascomycota; Sordariomycetes; Hypocreales; Clavicipitaceae
Product: transcription factor atf21
Exons: 1
Coding region: 1-780 (259 amino acids)
Biological process (GO): regulation of transcription by RNA polymerase II
Molecular function (GO): RNA polymerase II cis-regulatory region sequence-specific DNA binding; DNA-binding transcription factor activity, RNA polymerase II-specific
Source: RefSeq, a predicted model, not a curated record